Messenger RNA from Porites lobata, 13987 nucleotides. The record is from the annotation of a GenBank genome assembly. Lineage: Eukaryota; Metazoa; Cnidaria; Anthozoa; Scleractinia; Poritidae.
AUGGAGGGUGACUUGACUAGUCUUCUUCACAGCCAUUUUUACGCUCAUCAGACAACGCUGCUGUGUGACGAGCCUAAAAACCCCUGCGAAGGAGACUAUGACUUGACUGGAUCCUUGCCCAUUGGGUAAGUGAGCUUUAAAGACUAGUUACUUACUCAGUGAGAAACCUUAUUCAUCCUGACUACUGGACGCAACUUUUUUUGAGCUUUGCCCUACUGAUGAGAUUUUCUGAGUGGGUCAACACUUAUGGAGAGAGAUUUUUCUGAAGAGGAUUGUUAUAAAAAAAAUACCAAUUUCUGAAGGCUGAAAAUACCACAAAUAAAUUUCUGAAGGAAUAAGGGAAGUGUUACGUCAUUCAUAAUUACAGGGAUGGUGUCAAUACUGAUUCUUCUGAUGAAGAGUCAGUGCUCUGAGUGUACUUUUUUUUUCUGAUUGGGACAAAUAACAUUGCCAUAUUUUCUGGGGGGUAGGGAACAGAAAUGAUACUUUUGUUCAGGGCUUCUAAGAAGAAAUGUUAAUUUCUGAAGGGGGUUACCCCAGGGAAAAUUUUCUGAAGAGGGUACUGCCAAAACACCUCAUCAAUGUAGGGGGGAUAUUAGAUUGCCCCCAGCCCACUGGCAUAGGUCGAUUGUGACAACAAUAAUCUAUGGGCAACAAGUAAAAGAAUUAUACUAACUCAUUUAUUAUUUAUUGUUAUCAAGCUUAAUUAAGCUUAUUUUUAUCAACACACAAAGUGAGUUUCCACAACCAAAAUUCGGGCGGCUACUCCUACAUACAAAGAGAGCAAACUAUGGAAGUGGGCGUUUGAAUAGUUUUGUUAAUAGAAAUACAUGGUUACCAACCUUAUUACUGGGAUAAAAUCCUUCCUCAAAAACCUGAGCUUACGAACUUUUUCCUUCUUGUCACGCCAUUCUCCUGAUCCGAACCCAGCUGAAACCGGAAAGUUCACACAAAAUGUAUUUUCACGUAAUUAUCAGGAUCUCGCCGAUCUGAAGACUAGAGGGUUCAGCUAUAAGAAAUAUGCAUGACUGGCUACAUAAAGCGUCAUUCACUGAUAAAAAAAGAGUGAGGCUAAAGGCAACAUCCCUCACAGUCGAACAGUCACUGUCACUGAACUAUUGAACUCUUCAUCCCGCAAGAGAGACCUGGGGACGAUUUUGCUACCAGUCUCCUCUGCUCAUGUAAACAACGCCUGACGUUUUUCUUCCAGUUCCUUCAUAAUUAUGUAACCAGUCGUUGCUGAACUACAGUUCAUGUAGUUUCAAUGGCGUUAUUUAAAGGUUAAAUACAUGGCUUUCACCUUGGUUACUACUUGGAGAUUACCAGUAGCUUGCCUUUCGUCGAGUUUACAGUAUUUCUUUGCGAGACGGGCGAUUUGCCGCUCAAGGUUGGUGAAAAGUGAAGUCAGUGAAGUGACGACAGUGAAUAGCAACAGCUGAUAGGUCCAAGUGCGAAAGUGCUACAAUUUCUCAAGCCCUUGGCGGUCGUUUUCCUUGCUCUUAUCAAACGUUUGGCGCUCCUCCUCUGCUCUUAAAGUGUAUUCUUUGUUCAAACAGCCGCAAGCCGGGGAAGAAUUUUGUCAUUUCUUCUUGCAAAGUGUAUAUUCGAUGGGUCAUUUGUUUGCAAUUGUUCUUUGUGUUUUUUUUAGCAUGUCAGGCAAUUCAAAUGGCUCCACUACCGGCACUCACCUGGAAAGAACAGAGAACUUGGAAAGACAGGAGGUAAUGAGCUGAGGUUAAAGAAUAGUGACAUGAUAUUCCCUUUUUUCACACAGAGAGGUCUCAAAAAUUUAAAGCUAUUUUUGGCAUAGAAGAGGGUCGUACAGGGGGGGUCUCUCGCACGGUUCACGAACAGAAAAAACAGCGAAUCAUGGAUCACGGCUAUCAAAAUUUCAUUUUCCCGAAUCACGAAAAUAAACAAGUAGGGUACUCGUUUUAAUAACCUUCUCUUACGGUAGAAAGAGUGUUUGAAGAAAGCAAAAUCGUUAAAGGCUAAGUAAAGGCUGCUUAUCGGAAAUCACAUACCUAAAUCACCCUCGAUGGACGACUCUGACCAUUCGUCCACUUCGCUUUGUAACUGCCCGAAGAAACAACAAAUCGUCUAAAGAAUCUACCUCAUAAUUGUAAGCAAUAGGAUGUUCAGCGUCUGAGUCAGUGUCAUACUCUUCCUCCUCCUCUACCUCGGCUUCCUCUACUACUUGAACAUCUUCAAUGGCCUCGUGCGAUGUAGAAGGCGUAACAGUCGUAAUGGUCGUAGCAGAAGUAACCAUCUCCUCUUCGACAGUGUUAGGGCUGAAUGAGACUUUAUCUUUAGGAUAGUCUGAUCUUCUGUUCCUUUCCAAGAAAAUUAAGCGAGCCGACGGACUUUGGGUCAACGUAAAAUACAAUACAUUCGUUCCUCAUCGUACUAUACGUACUCGUCUAUGGGGCGCCGUUUGUAAAAAAAAUGAUUUAGCUUAAUUUUGUCAUUUUUUUCGUUAUUUAUUAAAUAAAGUUUUCUGAUAUGAUAUCAUACGUCAAUGAUUUGAUAUAAUAAAUGUUGAUUUCAAAUCAUGCGUUUAUGAUUUGAUAUAAUAAAUUAUUAUUUAAAAUCAUGCGUUUAUGAUUUGAUAUAAUAAAUUCUGAUUUCAAAUCAUACCUUUAUGAUUUGAUAUAAUAUGUAUUGAUUUCAAAUCAUAAGUUUAUGAUUUGAUAUAAUAAAUCCUGAUUUCAAAUCAUAAGUUUAUGAUUUGAUAUAAUAAAUCCUGAUUUCAAAUCAUUCCUUUAUGAUUUGAUAUAGUAAAUCCUGAUUUCAAAUCAUAAGUUUAUGAUUUCAUAUAAUAAGUUCUGAUUUUAAAUCAUAAGUUUAUGAUUUGAUAUAAUAAAUCCUGAUUUCAAAUCAUAAGUAUAUGAUUUCGUAUAAUAAAAAUCAUUAUUUGAUAUCAGUAAAACCAUGAUUUAAUUUAAUAAGUAAUAAGUAACCGCGUGACUUGGCACAUGGGUUACUAGAGCAGGAAUAAUCGCAAAGAUGGCGACACAACCAGAUCAGGUAUCGGGGUCAAUCGCUUCUGCGGUCCCUAGAGCUGUAGAAAGGGCGGUUGACCAAGCUUUGGCAUCUCUUCCGAGCCUUCCUGGCAAUUCAGGGUUUGCUCCUGCGACACAAGAGGUAUGUAACAUUGAUGUAUCACUGCUAAAGCAUCCCAGUCGCUGCCGGGGUGAUGACCUGUGUGUCGAUGUGAUUAACAAAAACAUCAUUAGUGAUGUCUUCCAAGCGCCUCAUCUAUUUCUUACAUGUUGCACUGCAUCAUUAGUUAAGUUGCAUGUUAAGCGGAAAGCUAUGACUUUAUUUACGAGAUUUUUCAUCACCCCGGCAGCGACUGGGAUGCUUUAGCAGUGAUACAUCAAUGUUACAUACCUCUUGUGUCGCAGGAGCAAAACCUGAAUUGCCAGGAAGGCUCGGAAGGGAUGCCAAAGCUUGUUCAACCGACCUUUCUACGGCUCUAGAGACCGCAGAAGCAAUUGACCUCGAUAGCUGAUCUGCUUGUGUCGCCAUCUUUGCGAUUAUUCCCGCACUAGUAACCCACUAGCCUGCGUUUAAUUUUGUCUGCGCGCAGGCUAGUAACCCACGUGCCAAGUCACGCGGUUACUUAUUACUUAUUAAAUUAAAUCAUGGUUUUACUGAUAUCAAAUAAUGAUUUUUAUUAUAUGAAAUCAUAUACUUAUGAUUUGAAAUCAGGAUUUAUUAUAUCAAAUCACAAACUUAUGAUUUAAAAUCAGAACUUAUUAUAUGAAAUCAUAAACUUAUGAUUUGAAAUCAGGAUUUACUAUAUCAAAUCAUAAAGGGAUGAUUUGAAAUCAGGAUUUAUUAUAUCAAAUCAUAAACUUAUGAUUUGAAAUCAAUAUUUAUUAUAUCAAAUCAUAAAGGUAUGAUUUGAAAAAAUAAUUUAUUAUAUCAAAUCAUUGACGUAUGAUAUCAUAUCAGAAAACUUUUUUUAAUAAAUAACGAAAAAAAUCACAAAAUUAAGCUAAAUCAUUUUUUUUUACAAACGGCGCCCCAUACUUUGGAUCACUGUCCUUUGACCUCCAGUGACAUGGGAGACCAUAGGCAUAGGAAUAGACAUCUGAUCCAUGAUAGGCAUGUAAAGCACGUGAAUUUGCACAAUGGAUUACUUUAAUUAAAGCGAAGUCUGUUACUUGUCACAUUUGAUGUUUUCAGUCUUAAAAUAAGUCUUCCGCAGCACUCACAUCUCAAAAUCACGCCAAAUAGAGUGGUGAAAUCACGAAUAUCGGUUAAUAAUACAAGUUCUUCACGGGUCACGCAAACCCUUCAGAUCCCGGAUCACGAAGAAUAAUUUAUUAAAUUCACGUUUCACGGAAAAUAAAAUCAGCCAAUCCCGCAUCACGGGAAUACCCCUGUACGACCCUCAUAGAAGCAAUAGGCCAUUUCCGGGUCCCCCCGGGCCUCUGUAUCAAAACAUGGUCACGCUAGUCACGCAAGACAAUUUUUUGUGACAAUCUAUAAACAAUGUACUUAUUAUACAAGAUAAUCAUUUGUAUAUGUGAAAGUGUAAUCAUAUGUUUUCUCUGCUGCUACUCUAUGUACAUUGUAGGUUAUAGCCCCAGCUACUGUGACUGAAAUAAGUCACUUGUCAGAAACUGUUAAAAGGUUGUGCUUAAAAGUUGAGGAUGACAGGUUCACCUUCAAACCAGGACAAUGGUAAUUGAUUAUUAAUUAUUAAUAUUGAAGAAUAAUUAUAGUAAUAAUUAUUAGUAAGUUUUGUAUUGAUUAAUCAAUUAUUUUAAUACCAGUUCAAGAAAUUAUGAAUUUUAGCAGUAAGAUGAGAUAUCCACAUUUGCUUUAUAAUUAUUGCAUUGUAUCAUUAUAGUUUUCAAACAAAUGUGCAUUGAGAAACAAAAUACAUUUGCACAGCGUAUGACAGAUUUAUUAUCCUACUUAAUAAUAAUUCUGCGACUAGCCAGCACUUCCAUGAUGAUCAGAUAGCUAUUGUCGAGCUUUUGGAGAACCUACAAUUAUGUUCAUGUAUAGUUCCGUUCAAAAGUAAGUUGACAGUCCGUUGCGAGUCUCGAUUCUCGAUAAUCUCGAUUCCUGCGCGAAUCAAGAAUCGAGACUCGAGAACAAGCUAUGGAGAAUCGAGUCGACGAUCGAGUCUGGCAGGACAAAAAACAAAAGAUUCACCCAUCACUGAUUUCUUGAAAAUUUUACAAAGACAAUUACAGCUGUAUUCACAACAGCAUGGUUAUACAUAUAGUGAUUCACAUAAAGCAACUGUUGCUCGAAACAAGACCGAUUCAAGUUAUAAAGGGAAUGUUUCUUCAAGGACAUCUGUAUCAUGUUUCAUUUCCUCAAGUAAAGUUUCAAAUGCCUGCUCCAUAAUUAUGCAAACAAACAGUGUAUACUCGUGUACAAGCAACAGCAUCUUUAUUUUGUAACGUCAAACGAUUCUGGGCUUAUCCGGCCACUUGGCUUGAUAAAGAUCAGCUGUAACAUACACGUGCGUCCUUAACAUGACUAAUCUCUGAAACUGUGUUCGUGCUCCUUGAAAACUUUCGAGACAAUGGUUCUAAUUCUACUAGGAAAUUUGGGUUUUCCUUAAGAUUUGAGGUCUUUGAGAUAAUCUCUCUUAAAAUUGGGCUUGUUUCUUCCACGAUGGAACAUGACAGGCGCAAAAUGACUCCUGGGUUCAAACCUUUCACAGUUUUGCGACCUUUUUUGUUGCCUAGCACGUGACUGCAACUACCGUGAUGAAAAAUUGUGAGAUGUUGAUUUCAAAAGCGGACUGUAUUGCACGAGACAAAAUAUUGUUUUCAAAGCUCUUGGACGUUUUGGAAGUUUUCUGAAACUUUACAGUCAUGUAUAUUCAAAUCGAAACUUUUAUGUGGGCAAUCACUUCUCAUAAAAAGCAAAGGGCGAAAUAUCAAACGGAGAUGCUAUUGCGUAUUGCAAAAUUAAACAGCAAUUCUAGUUCAAAUUACAAGUAAAGUUUCCAGCGAAAAAAAACCUCAAAGUAUAUAAACGAUAAUCAGGCAUUCAGCUGCGAUUAUGCCGAUGGACAUUCACAAACAGGCAAUCGAAAAAAUAUCGGCAAGUAAAAUUCGAAAGCAACGAGAUGCCCCUUGAGACUUUGUUUACAUAUCGUCACGUAUUUGUCAUUUAUUUGCACAAGCUGCCUUUUCCAUGUAUUUUGGAUGUUACAGAUAAAAAGUCAUGAAUUGCUUUUCGAGUUCAAAUAUUACGGACAAUUUCUGCUAUUUAAAUGGUACAAAAUGCCAUUCGAACAUUUUUUAAGAUUUCGACGCAAAGUGCCACCCGAGCCGUGCGAGCAAAUGUAAACGUCAACUGCUCCUGUAUAAUUGGGCGUCUGGAAAAGCGGGAAACCGGAAUCCGGAAUAGGAACGGGAAUAGGAACAGGAACAAGAACCGGAACCGGAGUAGGAACCGGAAUGGGAAGAGAAACCUAGUAUAUAAAGCAGGGACAACAUUUACCUUAAUUCAAGUUAAUCUGGAUUUAAUUCCAAUUCGGAUUAUAUACGAAAAAUAAGGGAAAAAGGGAAUACGAACCGGAUUAGGAAGAGGAAUAUAAACAGUGUAUACGCCGUAUUCACAAAUGGCGGACACACGGGAAAAAACUGGUGCCUAGUCAUGAAAGCGAGGCGUUGGAGGAUAAACAAAAAUUGCAAAUGAAGACUUUCAGUGAACUUGCAGAGUGUUUAGCACGGAUUCCACCUAAAAUAACUUUGUACGAACUUCUUUUUAAAUACAAUUACGUGGGAUGUCUUCUGCUUUUAAUGUUUAGUAGUGAUUUGCUGUUUGCAAUCAAAAGGGACGCGUAUAUCUUCCAGGAAACAGGAUGAUUAAUACCCUUUUUAAGCUGUGGACCAUCUAUCUCUGGUUAAGUUCCCAAUUUAGCACAGUACAAUAUGUCUAUGUAGCAAAUCUAAGGUGUAUGGCAGCCCAAUAAACGUCUCCGAUGGGUGUCUCGUUUACACAUGGUCUGACAAAUAAUAUUAACAUGUUAUGACCUCCUUCCUGUGAGAGACAAAAGGAACCUUAAGAUCUGACAACGGCAACGCCAGCGAAAACGCCACUGAGAAAUUGAAUUCGGGUCUUAAUUCAAACUAUUUCUCAUUAAUUCCAAAUUGUCCAGUCUUUUAAGGGUGGGAAAUGAAGCUGGAGACCUCGUCCGAGCUCAGAAAGACACAAUAAAAUUUAUUGCCUGCCGUUCACGUUUUCAAGAGAACUUAAGAUUUGAUCAUUUACGUCGCAGUUGUGCAUAGGCGGUGAAGAAAUUGACAGAAAGCACGAUGCACUCGCAAAACUGUUGCUUUACUUAUUUAACUUGCGGCUUAUCCUAACUUCUCGUUGCCGUAAUAUAAAGAGAUUCGGGAGGCAGCAUGAUACCAGACUAGUCUUCUUAUUUUUUGCAUAAAUUAAAUUAGAAUUAAAAUAAUUUAAAGGAAAUGAUGUCCCUGUUCUUGUAUCGGUUCCCCUUUACAUUACUCUUCCUGUUCCGUUGCAGGUUCCGGUUCCGGUUCCGGUUCCUGUUCCCAUUCCCGUUCCUAUUCCGGAUUCCUGUUUCCGGCUUUUCCAGACGCCCGUAUAAUUUGCAUACAUGUAGUUCAGGAAUUUCUCACAAGAAUCAAACGCUGAGUAGAGUUUGUUAUUUUUUGGAGUAGAAAGACUUUUUUGACUUGAGAGAGGUUAGAAGAUGCUCAAAACUUGAACAACGGUUGUGGAUUCUCGCAGCAAUUGAGUAUCGCGCGGAGAAUCGAGAGCAAAUUACUAGAAACAAAAACCCUUUUAAUUGAUUAUAAACAAAGAGGCCAUUUUGGUUGAUAAGUCUCGCGGGAAUUGAGAAUCGAGACGCAACAAUUGAGAAUCGGUUCUCGACUUGAUUCUCAAGAGGAUCGAGAAUCACGUGUCAACUUACUUUUGAACGGUACUGUAGGCUACUGUUAUCCUGUUAAUCCUAUGAUAUUUAUACCAUAUUACAAAGGGAGAGAUUAUGAGAUGUAGCCCACUUAACAAACUCUGAGGAGUCAUGGUUUUCCUAUAGAUUCGUCAGGAACAAAUUACAUAUGUAAUAAUUGAAAUCACUUCCUCAUAUAAAUCUUUCAUGCACCAAUAAUCUUCCCAUCAGCCAAUGUGGUGUUUGGAAAAUAUCCACCUAUUAAUUUUCUUUAAAAUCAAUUAUCAAACCUUAUGGAUCAACCUAGUAAACCUCACUGAACACUUAUUUUUUACCACCAUCAGCUUUAAUUAUUUUGUUUUAUUUUUCUUUUUACAGGGUUGAUUUUUUUAUUCCUGGCGUAGAAACUGUGGGUGGAUUUUCUAUCUGCUCCAGUCCCAAAACACUUAAAGACACAAGCACCAUUGAGCUGGCUGUUAAAUACAGUGAUCACCCUCCCGCUCUUUGGGUACACACCAAGGUUUGUGUUUUAUUAUAAGCAUUUGCCUUUUUUAUGCUAAAGUAUUGGUAAAAUUAUCAAAAUUGAUUUUCAUUAAUUUAUUAGAAAAAGUCAGCCAAUAAAAAUAUUAACACCACUCUCAAAGUAGAAGUGUUCAUUGUGUAGAAGUAGACUCAGAGCACUUUCCGUUUGUCAGAACUGAUCAGCUAGACCAUUCCAGUCAUAAUGAGAAUUUCACUUUUAAUCAAAACUCUUAGUCAGAUCCCAAAUAGCAUGCACGAAGGAAGAGGUGUUUCAAAAAAAGCUCUUGGAAAAAAGCAUUUUUCAUUGUGAAAAUGAGUGGCCCAGCUAUGGUCUGGCUGGCCAGUUCUGACUUUUGGAAGGUGCCCUCAGAUUUAACUGUAUUAUUUUUCUAUAAAACCUUAAACUGUUUAUGACUGUAUCUGUGUUAUGUGGACUGCAGAUACUUUCAAUCAAUAAUAUUAUUUGUUUUUACAUGUGUCUGUUUUUAACUGUAGUGCAACACUGGCAGCAAGGUUCAAAUGAGAGUUGGUGGUAACUUUUUCUUUGAUCCAGAACCUGGAGCUCCAAGCCCGGACUUGCUUCUAGUUGCUGGCGGAGUUGGUAUUAAUCCGCUUUAUUCCAUACUGCAACAUGUUGGUGAUAUUACCAGCGAUCCCCAGCAUAAUUAUACUGCAAAAACAACGUUGUUAUUUAGUGCAAAAAACCAAGAUGAGCUGCUUUACAAGGUACAGAAACUAAAUCAAAGUAUUUCUCCUUGGUGAUCAUCAUAUUGAUUCUCAUAACCUUGUUUUUGGAUGAUACAUUGAUAUUGUUUGGAGAAAAUUGAUGUUGAUCAGUCUUGGGAUUUAAAGUUUUGAGGGUCUGUAAGGGGUGUCCCAGUGAUCCCACAUUCCUGCUUCUCUUUUCGCCCCAUGUAAGGAAAUCCAGAUUCUGGAAUCUGAGAAAAUUUUGCUUGCGGAAUGCAGAAUACGGGAAAUUUUUGCACGUAGAAUCCUGAAUCCUGGGCUUUGGAUUACGGAAUACUUUCAAGGGAUCCGGAAUCCGGCUGACGAUUGGAAUGUGGAAUCCAAGUUCCAGUGAUAAAGAAUUCUGAAAAUAGUACCUGGAAUCCGGAAUCCAUGGGGUGGAAUCCAGAAUCCAAGACUGUCUUGGAUUCCCUUACUUGGUGCGACUCUUUGGUGAAAAUUCCACAUCCUGAACUUCUAUUAUCUUUAUCCUGAAUACGGUUUUCUUUCCUUAUACUACAUCCCAUGCCAACAUUUUAGCAAAUCCCACUUCAUGAGCAGCAGUCAAAUGACGUAUCCCGUCUAGAAAUUUUGUGUUUUUGCGAAUCCUGCUCUGUAUUUUGGUCAAAUCCUGGAUCCCAAAAAUACCCUUCAAGACCGUGCUGAUAUAAUUUUACCCCCAUCACAGUAAUUCUCAUUCCCUACCUUUCUAAAAUUCUUGUGUAGAAGAUUUUUACUGUAACGUAGCACAGCCCCUCACAGAUGAUUGUUAGCAUUGUAACAUUGUACCAGUGGAAACUGCAUUCCUUUGUGAUGAUGCACUGUACUGUGUGCACUGAUCAGGGGCGCUUUACAUUCAACCUAAAAUUCCGGAAAAUUUGGUUGGUACAUCAAAUGGAAUGGACCAUUUCAGUUUGGUCCGACCAGAAUAUGCACGACCAGCUUUGAAGGUGGUCCACUUUGACCGGUCCUGUUAUCUUGGUCAGUCGGACCGAAAUGUCCCUUUCCAUUUGACAAAAUUGUUGUCCCCAGUACCACUCUUUUGUAUCCUGCUUACAAGAACAAUAACCAAAUGCACGGUGGCUUGGGUUGGGUCUGUGCAACCGGAAUGUACCGUUCUAUUGGGCGUGUGGAAUUUCCGAAAUGUCAAACCAGAAUUUUGGUUGCAUGGAAAGCGCCUCAGGGCUACCACCUUCCCCCAAUUUAUGAAAUAAUUUGCAUCCUCGUCAAAACAAGGCUGCAAAUACCGUAAAAUUCUGAAAAUAAGCCAGGGGCUUAUAUUUUUCAAAGGCCCCUUUUGAGGGGCUUAUUUUUGGAGGGGCUUAUCUACGGAGGGAAAUUUGCAUUUCAAAAUCGAUUGGGCUAGCCAUAUAGUUGGAAGUAAAUUUACCGUUUUUGCUUUGUUUUACUUUGUAUUUGAUUGCAAUUUUCCAAGUACAAGCCCCCGGGGGCUUAUAUUUGGAGGGGCGAUUUAACGGACAGUUUUUUGCAUUACCAUAUUGGGGGGCUUAUACAUGGAGGGGCUUAUUUUCGGAAUUUUACGGUAACAGAAAACAUCACUGAUGAAGGGAUCGAGAUGGAUUCCAAAAGCUCCACAUAACUUUCAAGAGUUUGUUGGCGUUGAAAAAUAUCUUCUUUUGAACUGUAUUCGUACUGUAUAUUACUAUUAAAGUCCUGAUCUUUGUUGAUAAUUCUACCUUGUAAUACUUACUGUAAUUUUAACUCAUUGCAGAAUUCUCUUUUGCAAAUUUCUAAACGACACCCUUCAAUAGUCUGCAAGUAUUUUACCACAAAGCCAGGAAGUGACAAUCAAAGACCUGCAGCAGAGAGUAUACAAUGUAUGUAAACCUUUGCAAAAACAUACAAAAUGUACUUUGAGUGACUGUUGCUAGCAAUGCUAAAUCCUUUACUUUGCUCUCAGUGCUCUGACUGACAGGCAUGACAUGGAAGGGAUGUGGACAUGCAAAUGCCGUUUUCAAUCUAUUUCUAGAUCCACAUGAUUAAAGGAUAAUUACAGGAUAAUUAUCCUGUUAUCUUACUUAUGUCUUCAAAGUAACCAAAUUUCUACGUCAUGAAAGCGCCUUAAAUCCUCCAUAUACCAUUUCAAUCUACUCUUGUGUUAGUUUAAAGAUAACUUUUCAAAACACUUUUUGCAUUAAGUCUUUUUUUUUUUUUCGCAUACAAAGACUCCCUAAAUCACUAUCAAAGAUCCAAAAUCAUUUGCAAAGUUUGUUGCUGGAUUACUACUAUUCCUGCAUUGGCAAAACAAAGUGACGACUCCGUGAUCAGAAGACUGAACACUUGACUGCAAAAUGACCACACUUCCCAGUCAGCUAUUGCCAACAUUGUCAAAACCCCAGCGUCAAGAAACUUCAAGUGGGAUCAUUUUGAAAUUUCAGCUUCAGGCAAAUCAGAUUAUCACUGCAAUAUAAGAGACACAUUGUAUACGCAGCUUUAAAUGUCAACAUCAGCAGUGAAAAUCUGAUGCUUUGUUAAUGCAUUUUCAGGUCACCAUGGUCGUAUAAGCGACACGAGUCUCAAAGAAGCCGUGUCUUCCCUGGACAGAAGUCAGCUAACUUGUUAUAUCUGCGGUCCGCCACCUAUGAUAAAACAUGUAACUGAUAUUUUACACAGGCUCAACAUUGGAGACAGCAGAAUACACUUCGAAAAAUGGUGGUAGCCAACAGCUUCCAGCCAUACAGCUUAAGAAGGAAUCCAUCAGGAAAUUGAGUAAUUUUAGUUUUCAGUGGAGAAAAACCUUGUGCCAGAAAAAUGUGAAUAAUAUCGCAUUCUUUUUUUACAUUUAGUUACAUUUUUCUAGGCCUUAGGGCUAUGGAUAUAAUUAACAAUUAUUCUUUGAAAUCGAGGUGAAUAGUGGCAAAAUAUUUACCGAGCCGCGAAAGCGGCGAGGUAAAUAUUCCCAAAGCCACUAUUCACCGAGAUUGAGAAGAAUAAUUGUUUUAGUAUAUACACACGAAGUGAUCUCAACAAAAUCAGAAAGGAAACCAUUCAAAAGUAGGAUUUGAUUGACAGAUCAAAUCACGCGUAAGUUUAAAAAUAGAUCUUUGCAGAAUUUUCAAACAUGGCAAUUCACAAGUUUACUUAUUUCGCAAACAACAGCGUAAUGGCUUCAAUGGAAUCGCUAAAAGUUUGAACUGUUUCCUUACCUGAGAAAAAAAGUAGAGCUGUGUUGUUUUCUGUUGACUCGCCAAGUUUAUAGCCAAAAGGGCAUGUUGUGUCGUUCUUCGCAUGAAGUGCUGACAAAAAUGGCGGCUCGGUUGCUCGAGGUAAGAGGUCGUCUUCCUGUAUUAUUCUUUUUCCUGUUUACUUGAAAUGUAGAAUUUCUGCAAACAUUUCCUUUUAAAUUUGUUUGUCAUAAAUAAACUUCGAUUUUUGAGCCAAAAUUUUCUUCUUAGAAAACGCUGAGUUCACGGGAGUUGUAAACAAUCCAUCGAGCACAAAACUCCUGAUACAGUAAAUUGAAAAACGCCGUAUUGAAUCCUUCCAAGUCUUUUCUUGCCUUAAAAAAAGUCAGCCCUAGGAUUUUGUCGACUUUUAAAAGAUCGUUCUCUAAAAAAAACGGGAAAAACACCGAGCUCACACAUUAUCCACUCGCUAGGAGGUGAAUAUUGUUGAAUAGUCCGAGAUAGCGAACCAAUCAGAUUGCUUAAAUCACCAAGAUCACUGAGUGUGUAUGUACUAAUUAGUUAUAUGUAAUAACACCUAAGACUAUUUCGCCUACGGAGCCCGAGAAAAUAGAUGUCAAAUAGCUUCAAAUUUCACAAGAAUUAUGAAAACACAGGUAAAAUUCUGAAAAUUUCAUGUGUAAGACGUCAUUUUGUGAAAUUUGACAUUAAUUUAUUUUCUCGGGCUCUCGUAAGAAAUUUUCUUUGGUGUUAUUACAGAUAACUAAUUACAUCUAUAGCCCUUGAAAAAUGUAAAAAAGAAUGCAAUAUUGUUUAAAUUAUUCUGGUACAAGGUUUUUGUCCAGUGAAAAUUAAAAUUACUCAGUUUCCUGUUGGAUUCCGUCUUAAUGCAUGUAAUAUGCAAUUGCCUUUUACAGUGUGGUUCCUGCCCAGGUUACAAAAACCUCCUCGAAUUAGUAUAGGUAAUAGCAUGAUUUGUAAUGAUAUUUGGUAUAAAUACCACGAGUGAUAUUUCAAACUCCCAUGCUAUCCUAAAUUUGGAAUAACAAAUGUAGCACUCUGGGUGAUUUUUUGAUGAUUUGUGGUUGGUUUUUGAAUAGAGAGGUGAAGUCGUUGAAGUUCUGAAUUUUUUUCCAGGCUUCUUUACGCAAUUGCAUAAAUUGCGUUCACUUUGACCAUCAUUUCUUCAUUUUCAUUUCAUUUCCGCAGUUCAUAUAUGGCAUAUAUCAUAUAUCAUUAACACUCAUUUCUUUCACGGGAACAUAUGAACCCACAAUUGACCCGCUCCCAACGUCAGUGGCUUCAUAGCUCAGUUGGUAGAGCAUCGCACCGGUAUCGCGAGGUCACGGGUUCAAACCCCGUUGAAGUCCUGAAUUUUUUUUCUUUACGCAGUUGCAUAAAUUGCGUUCACUGCGACGAUCAUUUCUUCAUUUUCAGAAGUCGUUAUGUCAACAAACCGUGGUCCUGCAAAAAUGGCGGGAAAAAAUUGACAUGUGUAACUUUCCUUUGCAUGAUUGCACUCAGGAACAAAACCAGGGGGGACUCCCAUAUGAAACAGACGGGGAUGCUCGUCGGAAAUUUUGAAUUUAACCCCUAAAGGAGACCAUCUGGGCGUGGCUCAAGCUUUUUGCGACCUCUAAAGGAGACCAAUCUGGGCGCGGCUUAAGCAAAUUUUGACCCGUAAAAG